AGUUCGAGCUUUUUAGAUUUGACGGAUGAGGCUUCAGCGGAUCCAAAUGUUCGCCCGUGUUGUUGUUUCAUGGAUGGGUGUCCUCGCUAGAUUCCGGGACAGGAACAGAACUUCCUGUGCUGCAGCGACACUCUUGGGGGAAAAGCUCACAGUCCCUCUGUGCCCCUGCAUCAUGGACAGGACGGCUGUGGUGCCGACCCGCAGGGUUUCGUCGCUGCCACACUUCAACACCUCAACCUCCACCUUGGCCUUCGACCAGCAUUUCACCACAAACGCCAAAGGAAUACUGCUUCUGGUGGAGAUACUGAGUGGCAUGUUGGUCUGGAUCCUGGUCGGGGGCACAGAUUACUUCCACCUGUCCGCUCUUUGCUGGGUGAUGUUUGUGGCCAUCCUGCUUUGGAUUACAACCAUAUGCCUGUUCAUAAUCUAUCUGACCGGCGUACACAACAGGAUGCCACAGAUCCCCUGGACAACGCUGUCGCUGUGUUUUAACUGCGGUGCUGCUGCUUUGUAUCUGGUGACAGCGGUGGUAGAGGCUGUCACUGUGAACCAGGCCACUAGGGGGCGACACAGCUACAACUGUUGGGCUGCUUCAGCAUUCUUUGCCUUUCUGACCACUCUGUGCUAUGCAGGAAGCAGCUACCUGAGCUACCGCGCAUGGAGAACCAAAGAGGAAGAGCAGUAGAGCCUCUUCAGACUCUCCAACUUCCUUGUGCGUCAACAGAAGUCAAAAGAUAAGGAGUGGACGAUUUCACUAUUGAUCAACGCUGUUGACGCCAUAGUUGAAGAGGUUCAAUGAUAAUUUAAAUCAAUAUGAGAAAACCAACUUGAUUUAUGGAGAAAAACCUUAUUUUCAGCAAGGUUGUUGUUUUUUGGAACUUCACAAAGAGAUGUAGUCAGAAAAAAAGUUUCCAUUUGUCUCACGUUCUCCUUUUCAGCUUAUCUUGUCAUUGUAGGUAAACAAUUGAAUUUGGAGAUGACUAAAACACAAAAAUACCUACUUAACAAUAGUAACAUUUUGCAGUUUUGUUUCUAACUUGAAUAUUUCUUUUUUAAAUAUUAAACUUUUUAGCUAAAUUAUUAGAUUAUUUACAGUAUCUUCCUCUGAAAAACAAUCCAUAUGUGACUCUUUACAAAUUGCAUGAGAGCUAAAUAUUUUGUGAGCUAUCUUUCUUGUAAUCUGUAAUCAGUAAAGAACAGUAGAUCUGAAUACAGGUACAGUAUAACAGAGGACGCAGAUGUUUUAAAAAAAUGUUUUGUUUUCAUUUAGUCAUUUAAUCGAUAAAACCAAUUCUACCUUUUA
Fundulus heteroclitus (mummichog) is the source of this 1303-nucleotide messenger RNA. It is a transcript of the gene cmtm8b, whose product is annotated as CKLF-like MARVEL transmembrane domain containing 8b. Gene Ontology annotation, molecular function: structural constituent of myelin sheath. The transcript is spliced from 4 exons. Gene Ontology annotation, cellular component: membrane. Bases 26 to 685 code for a protein of 219 amino acids. Gene Ontology annotation, biological process: myelination. NCBI's taxonomy places the organism in Eukaryota, Metazoa, Chordata, Actinopteri, Cyprinodontiformes, Fundulidae. The record is from RefSeq and is a predicted model, not a curated record.